AUGAGAAUUGGUGGGGGUGCGAGCACAACGAUUGGUAAUAAGAGAUGGAUAUCUUUGUUGAAACCAGCUUCUAUUGUCAAUAGUGGUGCAAAAGACACAAGUACUUCUGUGGAAUUAUUUUCUCUGAAUAGGGCAUCUGUUAGUGAUGCUAACGAAAGUAAAUUUGACGUUAUCGGGGAACCUUCUACAAUGGCAGCUUUAACGGUUCCGCCCACAAUUCCAUUGUAUAUCAGGAGAGGUUCUCUGAUGGCAAUUUACAAUAAUAGUGACUCUCCGAUUGCAAUGUCAUUCCAUUGGAAGUUUCUGUUACAUAAUUUACUUAAGUUUGGGAGUUUAUCAUCAACCGUUUAUCAGAAGCUCGAAUGUAAGGAUAGGCUGAAUGUUUUGGUAACACCAACUUUCCUCAAUUUCAAUGUUUUCCCAUCAGCAAGAAGAAAUGAAUUUAGAACGUUAUCAAAUUUAACAUUAAAUGGUACCACAGAUUGGAAUGUCUAUGGGAGGGAUUCUAUUGUUUCGUAUGAAGAUAAUACAAGCUUAGAAGUUUCCACACCUAGGGCUAACAUGAAUAUCAGGAAUUUGUUUAAGAGGAACUUGAAGUCACCAUUUUCAAACAAAUAUAAAGUAAUCAAAGGUAGGGGUAACGUCCUCCUAAGUGGCAAUGGUUCGGUGUAUGCGAUUGAUUUACACAAUGAUACAGAAGAGAUAAUUAUAAAAUCGGAAUACCUGUUGGCCAUAAAUGGUAUAAACCAAGUACACAUUAAUAAUUCAAUUGAGCAAUAUAAACUAAUUGAUCCACAAGUCGAAAAAUUGUAUGAUUAUAAGAAACUUUCGUUAACAGUCGAAGAGGCGAAAGCAUUUGGUGCGAAACAAUGGUUAAAUUAUUUCAAAAAAGUGAUGGGGUCUUUAGUGAAUCUGACUCAAAUAACAUAUUUUAGAUGGUUAAGUAAACCAAAUAAAUUCUUAAAGAUUGCUGGACCGAGAACUGUUUUGAUUCAAACAGCAAAUAACGUUUACAUGCCUAACGUCAUUAAAAAUGGCAAGAGCAAGCGAACAAACUUAAGUGAGAUUAACCUUAAGAACAUUAAUGACAAUUCAAUUCCGAAUGAGAAAGAAUCAUUGACGAAGAAUGAAGAACGUCUAAACCAAGAACUUAAAUACACAAACAUUGUUACGAUCCAUCCUAAAGGUGAUGUGAAUUUCAAAAGUACAAAGGCAUUUUGA
Tetrapisispora phaffii CBS 4417 is the source of this 1221-nucleotide messenger RNA. It is a transcript of the gene AIM24, whose product is annotated as Aim24p. The coding region runs from base 1 to 1221 and encodes 406 amino acids. The record is from RefSeq and is a predicted model, not a curated record. The transcript has a single exon. NCBI's taxonomy places the organism in Eukaryota, Fungi, Ascomycota, Saccharomycetes, Saccharomycetales, Saccharomycetaceae. Gene Ontology annotation, biological process: inner mitochondrial membrane organization. Gene Ontology annotation, cellular component: mitochondrial inner membrane.